Gossypium arboreum is the source of this 1492-nucleotide messenger RNA. Its product is annotated as serine/arginine-rich splicing factor RS31. The transcript has 5 exons. Lineage: Eukaryota; Viridiplantae; Streptophyta; Magnoliopsida; Malvales; Malvaceae. Gene Ontology annotation, molecular function: RNA binding. The record is from RefSeq and is a predicted model, not a curated record. Gene Ontology annotation, biological process: mRNA splicing, via spliceosome. Gene Ontology annotation, cellular component: nuclear speck. The coding region runs from base 666 to 1370 and encodes 234 amino acids.
UUGCUUCUUAUGUUAACCAUGUAUAUACAUGUACAUGUAUGCGUGUAUAUAUAUAAUCGUUCUGUAUUAUUUGGAAAUGAUGGAGUUGCUCCAGUGGAGUUUCUCUUAUAAUGAAACCCGGUGGAGCGAUUUGUCGAGUACGAAUCCGGCAUAUAUCCUUACACAAGGAUGCAUUACAUUGAUGUUUGAAUGAACAAAAAUAGUUGAAUGGGCACUUACCUUGCUUUGGGAUUGAAUGUCAUGUCAGCAUCUAGAGGGGGUCUGUAAAUGUGAUCACAGCAGGAUUUCAAUUUUAUUGGAGCAAACCUCCGGUUUAAGUCUUUGUUUUGACGCAGGAACUUAUACUAAGGGAAAACGAGCUUCUAUCAGGGCUCGCCAUCUUUCUGCAAAAAAAACUUCUAUUGCAAUGGAAAUAUUCAUGCCUUCCUGUUCUCCUGCCACUCACACAGAUGGCAUCAUCCUGCAUUUUCUUCACUCGAUCAUGUUACUUCUCACACUUCCUCACUGGCUGGUGGGGGGACCUUAUCAAAUUAUCAUGCCAUGCUCUUCCAUUUCUGAACUUCCUGCUGUCUGAAUGGCCAACCAUGCUUUGCAAAUGAUGUCUCAGACCUGAAUAACUUGGAAUUUUAACCUUUAAUAUGUCACCAUCUUGAUUUAAGUUCAUCAUGCAACGCUUCUACAUCCUUAUGUGCAUCAGCCCCUUCCUUCACAUGUAUGCAGGAUUUGCCUUUGUUUAUUACGAGGAUGAACGUGAUGCUGAAGAUGCUAUUCGUGAACUUGAUAAUAUUCCUUUUGGUUAUGACCGACGGCGACUGUCUGUGGAGUGGGCUAAGGGUGAACGUGGUCGACGUGGUGAUGGUUCUAGAUCAGUGACAAAUCAGAGACCCACCAAAACCUUGUUUGUUAUCAACUUUGAUCCAAUCCGUACUAGGGAACGAGAUAUUCUAAGGCACUUUGAGCCAUAUGGGAAGGUUCUUCAUGUUCGCAUUAGGCGAAACUUUGCGUUUGUUCAGUUUGCAACACAAGACGAUGCUACCAAAGCUCUCGAGGCUACACAAAGGAGCAAGUUACUAGACAGAGUCGUGUCUGUUGAAUAUGCUUUAAGGGAUGAUGAUGAGAGGGAUAACAGAUACGAUAGUCCUAAAAGAGGAGGUCACGAUAGACGUAGAGAUAGUCCAUAUGGGAGGUCCCCAAGUCCUGUAUACCAUAGGCGACAAAGUCCUGAUUAUGGUAGAGCUCGUAGUCCUGUUUAUGAACGUUAUAAUGGUCCUGCUUAUGACAGACGCAAAAGUCCUGAUUACGGGAGGCAUAGGAGUCCUGAAUAUGGCAGAUACCGCAGCCGAUCACCUGUUCGAAGGUCCCGAACAUAGAAGGGCAUCAGAUUAACGGUGAAAAGUAUUUCGUAGCUCUAUGCCUAGCUUUCUAUGUAUUUUGGUAUGUACUUUAAGAACCUAUUGUUCAUGUUAAUAUAUGUACUUGGCUUGGAUUAAAA